ACACACAUAUAUAAGCCUUGGUAUAAAUUGAGAAACACAUGAAAAGGUGACAGAAAAGUUGGAAAGAACAGAAAAAACAAAUGGAGACAGUAGUUGAUAAUAACAACUCUAGUGAAUCUUCUUUCUGCAGAGAUGAAAAAGUGGAAGCCAUGGAUCUUCUUGAAGAGUGUUGGUUCUUUGAGAAUUUGUUGAACAUAAGGCCAAUGAUGAUGAUGCCAAGGAGCUACUCUGAUCCUUACCCUUCUUCUUCUUCUUCUUCUUCAACUGCUCUAAUCAACACAGAUUUCUUGGUGAAGGACAAUGAUAUUUUAAGCAACUCAUCAUCAUCAUCAUCAUCAUCAUCAUCAUCAUCAGCAAGAGGCAAUAAUAAACCACCAAGAAAUGGUUCUUCUUCUUCUAAUACUAAGAAGAUUCAAAGAGCACCAUCCAUGCCACAAUUCAAAGUUAAAGAAGAGGGUGAUAAUGAUGAUGAUAAACAAGGAGGAAACAAAUUGAUGAUGAAGGGAAAUCAUAGAAAUGAAGGUAAUAGAAGGAAAAACAAGCUUGUUAGAACACCAUCUUUGCCACUAUCAAUGGGGAGUAAUGAAAAGUUUCAAGAAAAUGAUCCAAGAAUUGGAAGAUCAGACAAGCAAACAUCAACACCUAAGAGUUGUAGCAUUCCAAGAUAUAAAGCAUCUAAGAACAUUGAAGGUGACAGCAUCAACAAAGGAGAAGGAAUCAAGGAAAUGAGGCCUAAGUACCUAAAUCAGAGAAGAAUGAUGAGGAGAAGCUUAAGUGAUCUUGAGCUAGAGGAAGUUCAAGGGUUCAAGGAUUUGGGAUUCUCAUUUGAGGAAGAGAGAUUAAGUCCAAGUUUGGUUAGCAUAAUCCCUGGCUUGCAAGAUAAGAACAGAGAUGAAACAGAAGAAGAUAAGAAAGCAAGAGGGCCUUAUCUAUCAGAAGCAUGGUUGGUGAAGAGUCCUCCUCCAAUUCCAAACUGUGAUUCAAAGAAAUCUGCAGCUGACAUGAAAAAGCAUAUCAAGUUUUGGGCUAAAGCUGUUGCAUCAAAUGUGCACCAAGAAUGCUGAGAGAAAACAAAUAAAAAUGGCCAAGAUGAUUAUUAUGUUAUACUCAAAAAAGUGUUGAACAUUAUGACACUUAGAUUGAUCAUUCUAUGUAAAAUU
Messenger RNA from Arachis duranensis, 1160 nucleotides. RefSeq lists its product as uncharacterized. The record is from RefSeq and is a predicted model, not a curated record. Bases 81 to 1064 code for a protein of 327 amino acids. The transcript has 2 exons. Lineage: Eukaryota; Viridiplantae; Streptophyta; Magnoliopsida; Fabales; Fabaceae.